This is a messenger RNA of Zygotorulaspora mrakii, 546 nucleotides long. RefSeq lists its product as uncharacterized. Bases 1 to 546 code for a protein of 181 amino acids. The transcript has a single exon. Gene Ontology annotation, cellular component: TRC complex. Gene Ontology annotation, biological process: post-translational protein targeting to endoplasmic reticulum membrane. Lineage: Eukaryota; Fungi; Ascomycota; Saccharomycetes; Saccharomycetales; Saccharomycetaceae. The record is from RefSeq and is a predicted model, not a curated record.
AUGAGCACAGUGGAAUUGGAUAAAAAACUAUUAUCAAGACUUUCCGCAAGAAAAGUUUCUUUGGAAGAACUAGAGUCGUUGGAGAAGAAAUGUGUUUUAGAGUCCUUUCAUUACGAAGAUGCCUUUCAGCUAGGUAUGUCCGUGAGAAAGGCAGCCAAGGACCUGUAUCCGGAGAGCUUUGUUGCUAUUGACGUUUCAUCGAGCAAUGGGCAUUGUCUUUUUCGUACCAUUACGUUCCAGGGUAGCUCUUUGGAUAAUGAUUUCUGGAUCGAAAGAAAGAGAAAAAGUGUUUUGAGAUUUGGUCAUUCUAGCUUUUAUCUAGGUAACAAGAUGCAAGGUAAGACACCUGAGGAGAAGUUCUUCGUCGAUUCCAAAGAAUAUGCAUUUCACGGUGGUGCAAUUCCUAUUUUCCUGGAAAAGAGUGAUUAUCCAGUUGCAUGCUUGACUGUGAGUGGUCUAAAGCAAGAAGAGGAUCAUUUACUUGCCACAACAUGCGCAAUAAACUAUGCUGAGCAGGCUGCUCAACACGGUUUGGAAUUAGACUAA